Epinephelus moara (kelp grouper) is the source of this 5111-nucleotide messenger RNA. RefSeq names its product dopamine receptor D1a (gene drd1a). Gene Ontology annotation, molecular function: G protein-coupled receptor activity. The record is from RefSeq and is a predicted model, not a curated record. Gene Ontology annotation, cellular component: membrane. Lineage: Eukaryota; Metazoa; Chordata; Actinopteri; Perciformes; Serranidae. The coding region runs from base 628 to 1746 and encodes 372 amino acids. Gene Ontology annotation, biological process: adenylate cyclase-activating adrenergic receptor signaling pathway. The transcript has 2 exons.
AAGCAGAGGCUGCAGCAGGACGCAGCCGGAGCGGCGAUGGCUGAGUGACAUCUGAGUGUUUGUUGUGUGUGUUAUUUAUUUAUUAACUGUCAGCGAUGUGGAGCCCGUCGAGGAUUUAAUGGGACUGUGCUGUGCUCUGGUUUGUGUUUGUCGGACAUGGAGACUGUGUGCCCUUUUGGAUUGACUUUAAGCUGUUAAGUUUCCAUGAAAGUGACCGGACGUUUAUUUUGAAAUGUCAACAUCAAGCUACAGCUAGCACUGUAAGUAAGAGGGCUGCUGAUGACCUCAGUAAGCAGACAGAGGAUGCUUAACAUCACAGCAGUUUGGGAACCAUAAACUGGGCAGACAGAGUCAUUCCACUGAGGAAUUAAGGUACCACUACUUCUUCAGCUCUGCAGCUCAAAUGAUGUCAAAUCUAAUUUACAGAGUCAGGGGCCAAAUGUCCUGCCCAGACAGGGUUUGCCUCAAACAUCUCAUCCUUUGUCAUUUGUCAGAAGAUACAAUGGCAAAGAUUGUUUGCAAGGCUGAAGCACAGGAGCCUCCUAGAUUCUAACCCUGUGGAUAUAAUGUAGCACAACUCUUCAGCAUGACUUAAAUGAACUCCCCCCAACCCCAACACGUUCAGGGAUGGAUCCCAUGAACCUUACAACUGUAAUCGACAACGGGUUUUUGGACGAGGCUCCGUCGAGCCGUGUCCUAACUGGCUGUUUCCUCUCGCUGCUCAUCCUCACCACCUUGCUGGGAAACAUGCUCGUUUGUGCUGCUGUCACCAAGUUUAGACAUCUGCGCUCCAAAGUGACCAACUUUUUUGUGAUCUCACUGGCCGUGUCAGACCUCUUGGUUGCCAUCCUGGUGAUGCCGUGGAAAGCAGUGACAGAGAUCGCCGGGUUCUGGCCGUUUGGCUCCUUCUGUGACACCUGGGUGGCUUUUGACAUCAUGUGCUCCACUGCGUCCAUUUUGAACCUUUGUGUGAUAAGCCUGGACCGCUACUGGGCCAUCUCCAGCCCCUUUCGCUACGAGAGGAAGAUGACACCCAGGGUUGCCUAUGUGAUGAUCAGUGUGGCCUGGACACUGUCUGUGCUAAUUUCCUUCAUCCCGGUGCAGCUCAACUGGCACAAGGCCCAAACUAAAUCCUACACCCCUCUGACUGGGUCCUCUAGCUCUUCAGGUUUCAAUGCUACAUCUUACCGCAGCCCAGAGAACUGUGACUCGAGCCUGAAUAGGACCUACGCCAUCUCCACCUCCCUUAUAAGCUUUUACAUCCCUGUGGCCAUCAUGGUUGCCACCUACACCCAAAUAUACCGCAUUGCCCACAGACAAAUCAGGAGGAUUUCUGCCCUGGAGCGCGCGGCUGAAAGUGCCAAGAACAGACACGACAGCAUGGGCGGAGGCUCCAGCAUCGCAGAUUCUGAGAGCUCUUUCAAAAUGACGUUCAAGAGGGAGACCAAGGUGCUGAAGACGCUGUCAGUAAUCAUGGGGGUGUUUGUGUGCUGCUGGCUUCCGUUCUUUAUCCUCAACUGCAUGGUGCCGUUCUGCGAGCAGUCGAGCGGAGGGGAGGCCUUCCCUUGUAUCAGCCCCACCACGUUUGACGUGUUCGUGUGGUUCGGCUGGGCUAACUCCUCCCUCAACCCCAUCAUCUAUGCCUUCAAUGCAGAUUUCCGCAAGGCCUUCUCCAUCCUGCUGGGCUGCCACAGACUGUAUCCAGGAGGCCACAACAUAGAGACAGUCAGUCUAAACAAGAAAUGACUCAUGACUCUCUCACAGCACUGACUCAUCCUUAAUGCUAAGAGUCCUAGUUCCUGUAGAGGCCGGUCUGAUCGACUUCAAACGAGGAUGCUGCUCUCUGUGCUGACUCGUAGUGUGACUGAAGGAUACGGUGACCCUACAUGUACCCGUGUUCGCAUUAGGCGAGUGGCCUGUCCGUGUGCAGACUGUCAGAGUGAGCUCGCCGUGCUCACCGCAAUUGCUGCACCGUCUUCAAGUGGAAGAUGCUCCUGAAAGAGGAGAUGGGAUUUAGGGAUUGAGAUUAAGACUCUUCGCUGUUGUGCCAGGAAGCUGGGAGCGCAGCGGUGCUGACACGCCCCUGGGAUAGAUAAUCCCAUGACUGGGCAGCACACACCCUAAUGCUGUCAGACACCGCUCUCUUCAAUACCAUCACACACACGUACACAAACACAAACAUUGUCAAAACAUGCUCCUCCAAAUUCAGUGUAAAUGCAGCACCCAGCAUGCACUCUAUGACAAAGUACAUGACAGCACACUGAAAUACUGUUACUCAUUACAUUAACAUCCUGUGCUCUGCGAGGAGUCCAGCGGUAAAGCGUCAAACCAAAUCAUGUUUAAGAUGAGCAUGUAGGUUAAGUACAUCCACAUGUGAUUAAAUAUUAAAGCAAGAAUGAACCCAGAUUUGAUUUUACAUCUAUUAAUGUUGUGAUUUUAGAAGAAAGUUCUGAGAAGUCGUCUCUUUUGGAGGUGAAAGUACACAGACGUGAAAAAUGCAGCUUGUAUCUCACGGCUGGUUCACAAUUUAUAGCUCAUCCAAAUGUCAGAUCAUUGUGACUUUAAACCAAAUUUACUCAACAGACACCUCAUAAAGUAUUUGUUAGUCGCUUGAAAGUGUUUUAUGGAUGAGUCUGUCAUAUUUGUGUCCUGUAUUUUUUGCAAACAACAGCUGAUGACCUCUUUUAAGGAGAAGACACUGACCUAAACAAAGGUGUUGCUUGACCUGUGGUGUCUUUGACUAUUGUGACCAUGUAGGAGCUGAAUGAACUGUCUGAAUGUUAUGUUUGGAUUAAUCAAUUUUAAUUAGCUCUUUAAAGUGAAUUACUAAAGGAUAAUCUUGCUUUAUAACAACAUAGGUUUGGCUGUCAGUCCUAUAGGUUAUGAUAACAUUGCAUUCACAAAUUGCUGACAUCUGGGAACACUGACAUUCUCAUGAGACAAGAGCAGACAGAUGAUCAGACUAGUUGAAAAUCUGCCCACAGAUCUUUGAAGCCACUACAUUUGGAGACAAAACCAAAAGUCUGCACGUAAUUAGUUUGACUUAUUUUGAAAGCAAACAAUCUAAUCUGAAACUGUGUUGUGGGACGAACAUUCAUCUGAUACUUCUGCUGCCUCUCGUGAGCGACAAGCUAAUAUUACCGUAAUGCAGUUGCGUUUUACAAAACUUUAUAUUGUAAGGUGGUGCACUUUAGUGGCAGUAGAAAUUAAUAUGAGCACAGAGUAGGAAGUGUGGAGAUGUGGUAUAAAAAAAAUGAUAAAGCACUGUUGUAUAGAGAUCGAAGAUAAGACUUCUUUUACUAACAAUGUAGUGUAGUAUGCUAGUAUGCAUUAGCCAAAAGAAUAAUAGCAGAGUUUGCCUUUUUUCAUGUAAACUUGGCUAAGCUGAGGGUGUGUUUGAAACCUGUGAUCUGAUUAUCAGACCUAGAGUUGUCUGGCUUUGGUCUGAAUCAGGGACUAACUUUGUUACAAUGCUGCAUAGCUGCCUAGAGUUGGUUCAUGUUCUCACGGCAGCAUUUACAAGCGGACCAGAUCAAAUGCCUUGUGUGAGAAAGCUGCUCUAGAUUUCUCAGAAUUUCCAUGUGGGUAAAAUCCAGGAAGUAAACAAAACGAAGAAGAAGAGUACACUUGCAAGAUAAAUGUGACACUUUCUAAUGUCACAAUGGAGGGACAACUACGCAGGUUGAUGUUAGCGCUGGUCAUCGUGUACUAUAUUGCUGUCAUUGUUCAUUUUAGUCAAACCAUACAGUUUGAAAAUGAGGCGCGGCUCCAACUAGAAAACAAUGUUUUGAUGCAUUGGAUGUGCUGAAUGUGCAUAUUAAGGCAGUACAGGAGGAGGUGCACAUUAAUAAUCCUCCAGGACUGUAACAUGCUCAUGUUUAACCCAAACAAUGUGUCAUGUGACUGCAGUUGGUUCGGAUCGAAGUCAGAACACGUUCUCACCACAAAUGAACCGCACCAGAGUUUGUUUGUAACCAGACUGAGACCACCUCUUCAAGAAGGUCUCAGUCUGGUUGUUUUGGUGCGCACUAGAGUGCGAUUGCUGUGUUCACUCCUGCCCAAACAAACUGCACUUAGGGGGCAAACAAACGUGACUUUGAUUGAACCGAACCUAACAGGGCAGGUGUGAAAGCACCCUUAGUGUGUGUUCCCAGGUCUCAGCAGUUAAAGAAAAAGUUUAACAAUUUGGGAGGGUUAGCUUCAGGCUGACUCAUUCCAGAAAGUCAGCUUUUUUUGGAUGACUUCCUGGAGUGCCUGUCAAGUCAGUGAGCCCGGUCAAGAAAUAGUCCCACAUGUAAUCCUGUGGAAAACCUUGUUGUUUUUACUGUCUCUCUUCAAAACAACCAAAUAAGAUAUGCAGAGUAAAUCAGUGAGCUUUAGAGAUGCUAGAUUUCCCUUUGCUUCUCCAAUAAGCAAAUAAGCAUAUGUCCCAAAAUGUCAAACUAUUUCCUUAACUCCGUGAGUACUUAUCAAAACUAAAAGCCAAAUCUAUGACAAGAUCCAGGAAUUAUUCUGUAACGUGAAGCAUUGUGUGGCGGACUAUGAUGCAUAGCCAUCAUUAUCACCGGCCACCUCUAAUUUGGUGACUGUAUUUAUUUUAUUUUUUUAUAUGCUAACUUUGCGUGAGCUACAGUGAUCAUUCAUGACACAAACAAAAGCUCUAGGUGUUUGUACUUGGCUAAAAAACGAUCUCUUUAGAAUAUGUAGUAGAGGUCUGACGAAUUAAUUAAUGUUGUUAUGUUUCAUUCAUAACACUAUAAGCCAUCAGAAGAAACAGUUGGGAAGGGUUUGCUUCAGCCAUGUGGAAAUAUCUCAAUGCACAGCUUAAUAAAAGUGUAUGUGUCCAUGUUGGUGAAAUCCGCUGUGUGGUGUAUGUGUGAUGUGCUGUGUGCAGCUUUGACCUCCACAGAUCAAACCUCCUCAAGCACAUUUCACACCAGAGUCUAAAGGGUAAAACGUAACGGGACCAGCUGUGUCUCACAUCCAAAAUUUCAUUUUCACAUAACUCAGGUGUUCAUGUGUCUGUUUGGUCUGGUGAUAUAUUGCCAUCAUUAGCAAAGUGAAAGGCCCAAUCUGGACUUGUAAAUAGCCUGGAAUAAUAAAGCAGUGCA